AUGGGACUUGCAGAAGACGCUGAACGAUUGUACGAAGGAUUGAAGACUGCCGGAGUGAUUGGAAACAACAACAACCAAGGUUCCAAUCAGGGCUACGAUAACAAUGGCCAAAACCAAGGGCAUGGUGGCUUGAUGGAGAUGGCUAGCGAGUACUUGACCCACGGCCAGGGACAGAACCAGGGCAACCAGGGAUAUGGCGGUGGCAAUCAGGGCUACGAUAACCAGGGCUACGAUAACCAGGGCUACGGCAGCAACAAUGGAGGCUAUGGCCAGAACAACGAUGGCUAUAGUGGUCAAGGUCAAGCCUCAGGCAAGCAAGGUGGAAUGGGUGGAUUGUUGAAUAUGGCCAUGCACAAAUACGAAGAGUAUAGCCAGGGCAAGAACCACCAAGGUCAAGGCCAACCUAGCACCGAGGCUGGAAACUUUGGACGCAACGACGGCCGUACUGAUGGCGGCGACUUUGGUUACGGUCGCAACGAAGGCCGUACCGACGGCGGUGACUUUGGGUCUGGUCGCCACGAGGGCCGCCACGAGGGCCGUCACGAGGGCCGCAAUGAUAGCGGCAACUUUGGCGGUGAUUCCGGCUACGGAAACGAUGGCCGCAACAAUCGCAAUGACGGUGGUAAUUUCGGUUACGGGAACGACGGUCGAAGCAAUCGCAACGAUGGCGGUGAUUUCGGUUACGGAAACGAUGGCCGAAGCAACCGCAAUGACGGCGGCAACUUUGGCUACGGAAACAACAGCCAAGGCAACCGCAAUGACGGCGGCAACUUUGGUUAUGGAAACGAUGGCCGAAGCGAUCGCAAUGAUGGCGGCAACUUUGGCUACGGAAACGAUAACCGAGGCGGCAAUCGCAACGACGGCGGCAGCUGUGGCUAUGGAGAUGAUAACCGUAGUGGGGGCAAUUUCGGCCGCGAUGAUCAAAAUAGUGGCUAUGGAAAUGACAACUAUGGUCGCAAUGAUAACUCUGGCUAUGGCCAGAACAACAAUGACGGCUACGGCCAGGGCGGUGGCUACAAUUCAGGAUACUAA
This is a messenger RNA of Wickerhamiella sorbophila, 1032 nucleotides long. RefSeq lists its product as hypothetical. The transcript has a single exon. NCBI's taxonomy places the organism in Eukaryota, Fungi, Ascomycota, Dipodascomycetes, Dipodascales, Trichomonascaceae. The record is from RefSeq and is a predicted model, not a curated record. Bases 1 to 1032 code for a protein of 343 amino acids.